Molecule: messenger RNA, 608 nt
Organism: Brachypodium distachyon (stiff brome)
Lineage: Eukaryota; Viridiplantae; Streptophyta; Magnoliopsida; Poales; Poaceae
Exons: 1
Coding region: 1-339 (112 amino acids)
Source: RefSeq, a predicted model, not a curated record
AUGCUGGGCUCCGUCCUCCGCGUCCCGGCCGCUCCGAUCCCGCACUUCCUUCUCCCAGCGCCGGCGCGCCCUGCCCUCCGCCUCUGUCGCCGCCUCCCGCAAGUGCCCAUGGCCGACGCCAAGAAGCCCGACGCGGCCCUUUCGGCCCCGGAGCCGCCCGAGAAGCCGCUCCCCGGCGACUGCUGCGGCAGCGGCUGUGUGCGCUGCGUCUGGGACGUCUACUACGAAGACCUCGAGGACUACCAGAAGGCCCUCGCCGCCCACUCGUCCUCCUCGCCCCCCGCCGGCGACAAAGCCGCCUCCAACAAAGCCUCCGCCGACGACAAGGUCAAAUCAUGAGGCCGAAUCAUGUGUAUGCCUUGCCUUAAUCUUGUUCCCAAAUUGAAUUCAUGCCGUGUCAGAUAUAUGGGCAUUGCUCACCCGGUUACAGUUAGAAUCACACGUUCUCACUGUGUAUUCUGCAAUUUAUACUUGAUUGGUACUGUCAUUCUCACUGUGUAUUCUGCAAAACAUGCAACAGAUUGCUACUGUACUCAUUACCAUCAUCACUGUUUCUUAUGGCUAUAUGAUUAGCCAGAUUUUUGUGUAUCAAUCAAUCAGUAAUGCAA